AUGGGUAACUCGCAAACGAAAGAGAGCCGACCGUCUCUCGCCGCGAAUCGCCGCAGUCAUCAAUGGGGCUCUACAAGUGGCCAUGGGAGAUCACCGUACGGCGAGAGGUAUCAUGGAGAGGGUUCACGAUCAACGCGAGGCAGCAGGCCUGAUCUCUCCAUCCUCGGAAUCGGCGGAAGCUCGGAGCGCGACGUGGCGACACUUGAACAUCGACGAGAGACCAGACAGGAACGGGAGGCUCGUCGAUUAGAGAGAGAACGUGCCGCUAGAGUCAAGGAACGGGAACGUAGUAUGCGAGAAGAGCACGUGGAUGGGGGUUACUUGGUGACGCAAGGUGUCUACACGGGCACGGAGGAUUUCAACAAAGCCGUUGUCCGGCAACUCAUGAUCGAACGACGGCUUGCCCCUUUCUGGCGAGGACUCAACGACUUCUCCGAUUCUUGGACCGAACAUCAGCUAAUGGCGGCGGCGCGCGGUCUUCCCAUUCCUCCGCCCGAUGAGAUCCCUCCUGAAUUGGAAUAUAAAAACCCUCCUAAGCCUACCGAGGAUACGAAAGAGUCAACGGAUUCGCAAGCUAUCCAGCAUCUAACCGUACCCAUAACUUCGAGAUCACAGUCUUAUGGGUCUGAUGCAUCCCAGUCGUCCAACCCAGCCCAGUCUUUACCGUCUUCGUCACCACUUGCCUCCGGCACCUCGAGUUCACCGCUGUUUCGGACAAGGGCAAAAACACUCGCGUCUCUCACCACGUCAAAGCACGGUUCCCAGGUUGACCCUGGUCCCCGGGAACUUCAGCUUCCCCGAGACCCAUUUGUCAACGGACAGCCCAUCGAAGCGUACCUCUACAAAGAUGCGGCGGAAUGCCCCAUUUGCUUCUUGUACUAUCCCCCCUAUCUUAACCGCACGAGGUGCUGCGAUCAGCCUAUUUGUUCCGAGUGUUUCGUUCAAAUCAAGCGCCCCGACCCCCAUCCGCCGGAGCAUGGGGAUGCGGACCCGAAUGCCCCGGCCGAAAAUCCCGAGGGCGACCGUGCCGAGAGCCAAGACUGCCAGCUCGUCUCGGAACCUGCAGCCUGUCCCUUCUGUGUACAGCCGGAAUUCGGAGUGACCUAUGCGCCUCCGUCCUUCCGCAGGGGGUUGGCAUAUGCUCCUGACCCGAAUUCGCGCCCGAACUUCGCAUCCCCUCUAUCAUCUACGUCUUCUCUUUCUUCCGGAAAUGCUGCGGCUGUCGUGGGCCGCCGACGCGCUACCUCGUUGUCUGCCAAUGAUCCCACCGUGAUCACGACCGACAAGGUUCGACCCGAUUGGGCCCAGAAGCUGGCAAACGCUCGAGCACACGCCGCACGCAGGUCGGCGGCGGCCACUGCUCUCCACACUGCAGCAUACCUGGUGAAUACAAACCCAAAUGGAAGCGAGUCGCGAAACUUCAGUCUCGGACGACGGGGGCGACGGGCACCGGACGCGCCCAGCGGCUCGGGUCGCACAGGCUCUCCAGCCCUGCAGGCCUUUACCUUUCUAACUGACCGCCGCGGUGCGGGGAACGACACCGACUCUAAUGAGGAGGCAUCUGGUCCUCUCGCACCGCCGCGAAACAGCUCACGACGAAAUCGCAUCGAUGACUUGGAGGAAAUGAUGAUGAUGGAGGCUAUUCGGCUAAGUCUAGCUAGCGAGGAUGAACGCCGCAAGAGAGAGGAGAAGGAAAUGAGAAAGGAAAGCAAGAGACGGGAGAAGGAAGCAAAAAAGGCCGAGAAGGCGGCGCGCAAAACUGGACUUUACAGUAACAAUGCGAGCAGCUCCGCUCUGGACGUGCCUACAGGGCUGGGAAGGGUGAUCAGCAGUUCUUCGUCCAUUACCGGCGAAGAUGCCACCUCCGGAGGCAAGGGCAAGGAAGUGGAGCGCAUGUCCAGUGAACCGACGGGUGCUGCCUCUGUCGGGCCUGUCGCUGCUACCGACGGUUCAACUCCUACGCAUGCUUCGUCAGUCAAUGUGGAAGGUCAACCUGCGGCCGUGCAGCCUUCGCCCCGAGAGCCGACGAGGCCGUCUCAUCUACGACACGUUUCUAGCGCCUCCUCGUUUUCGUCGCUCGUCGAGUCUAUGUCGGAGGACCACGCAGGGGCCAGCGACGCAAAUAAUCCUGCAUCCGAGCCAAUGUUCAAUUUUCGAAGUCUGGCCGCGGUGAUCGGGGAUGAGGAAAAGAAGGAGAAAUCCGAAUCCGCCGAACAUGUGGAAGACGCUUCUUCAGAACCGACUGCGGAAGGAUCGACCUCGUGCGUCUCUGCACCGACCUUAACACAACUGGAGGAGGACCGUCCAGUGUCGGCAUCCGCAGAGAAGGCGGAACCGGGGGCGGCCGUGGAGGAGAACGGCGAGCAUUUGAUUUCCAAGGAGCUUGAGACCCGCUCGGUCGAGCUUACGGGCACUGCAGGCAACACCGAGGCCAAGUCGUGA
Aspergillus melleus is the source of this 2442-nucleotide messenger RNA. It is a transcript of the gene sip5, whose product is annotated as Sip5p. Lineage: Eukaryota; Fungi; Ascomycota; Eurotiomycetes; Eurotiales; Aspergillaceae. The transcript is spliced from 2 exons. The record is from RefSeq and is a predicted model, not a curated record. The coding region runs from base 1 to 2442 and encodes 813 amino acids. Gene Ontology annotation, cellular component: cytoplasm.